Molecule: messenger RNA, 1071 nt
Organism: Mytilinidion resinicola
Lineage: Eukaryota; Fungi; Ascomycota; Dothideomycetes; Mytilinidiales; Mytilinidiaceae
Exons: 5
Coding region: 1-1071 (356 amino acids)
Source: RefSeq, a predicted model, not a curated record
AUGUAUAGUCGUCAGAACGGCCAUGGUGGCCAGUAUCCCAUUCCCGCGCCCACAGGCGCUGAUGGGCCUCCCUCCCAAGCCCGCAUGGGUAUGGUACCUGCGCCCACCCAAGCCGCUCACAGCACCACCACGACACCCUAUUGCGGCACCAAGAAUGGCCGUCGCUACACCCUGAAAGUCGAACAGGAGCCCGUCCGCGCUCGCAUGUGCGGCUUUGGUGACAAGGACCGUCGCCCCAUCACGCCGCCACCCUGCAUCCGCCUCAUCGUAACGGAUGCGAAGACUGGCCAGGAGAUUCCUUUUGAAGAAGUUGAAAGCACCUUCUUCGUCCUCACCGUCGACCUUUGGGACGCCGAGGGUAAUCAUGAGGUGAACUUGGUGCGCCAUUCGAGCGGUGCCCCCAGCGUGUCCAUUUCCAGCUCGACCACGACAUCAUACCCUCCGCCACCAGAACGCCAACCCGUCGCUCAUCAAAUUUACCACAUGGUGCCCACGUACAACUCGUAUAACAACGUCCAGCAGCCCACACAGCCACAAGGCGUUCAGUAUGGCGCUCCUCCCCCAAUUCAGGGCUAUAGUUAUGCGCAGCCCACUGCAUAUGCGAACAAUCAAUAUCCCCCAAUCAACAACAUGCCCGGCUUCCCUGCUAUUCCAGUUGCCAUGACGGCACCGCCGCCUGCUCCAGCUACUGCCACCGGCAUGUUCACCCGGAACCUCAUCGGCAGCCUUUCUGUUAAUGCCUUUCGCCUGCACGACCCCAGCCAAAAGCUAGGCUUCUGGUUUGUGCUUCAGGAUCUCUCAGUCCGCACCGAGGGAAAUUUCCGACUCAAGAUGAACUUUGUCGAUGUCGGCAGCGACCUGCCUAACCAGCAUCUGAAUACUGGCAGGGCGCCUGUCCUGGCAACCUGCUUCUCGGACAAAUUCCAAGUCUUCUCGGCGAAGAAGUUCCCUGGCGUCAUCGAGAGCACAUCCUUGAGCAAGUGCUUUGCGGAACAGGGAAUCAAGAUUCCCAUACGCAAAGAGGGCCCUAAGAUCUCCAAUCAAGCCGAAUUUGAUGCUGAUGAGGCUUAA